Molecule: messenger RNA, 7579 nt
Organism: Mizuhopecten yessoensis (Yesso scallop)
Lineage: Eukaryota; Metazoa; Mollusca; Bivalvia; Pectinida; Pectinidae
Exons: 3
Coding region: 105-1355 (416 amino acids)
Biological process (GO): negative regulation of mitotic cell cycle; negative regulation of cell population proliferation
Cellular component (GO): nucleus; cytoplasm
Source: RefSeq, a predicted model, not a curated record
UGUGUCAACAAGAUCGAAGGGAGCACGUAAGAGAGAAUCCGAACAUUUUAGUGGUUUUAUUUCAAUGAAUUUAAGAAUACGGAUUGAAUUUAAUGUUUUGAGGUAUGCGAGAAGAAAUCGCCGCGGCAGUCGUGUUUGUGACACGGCUUAUUCGACAAAAUGGUAGCCUUUCGGAGGGCAAGGUAGACGACUUUUCAAGUUGUUUAUCCGCCAUUUUGGUAGAAAAAUUUAAGAAUCAUUGGUACAGAGAUAGGCCGGCUAAGGGACAAGGAUUCAGAUGUAUCCGUAUAAAUCCAUCGGAACCGAUUGACCCGGUCCUUGAAAAAGCUGCGAGUGACGCCGGAUUAGAAUGUGCGGAGUUGCUUUUACCUGUAGAAAUGACACUAUGGGUCGACCCCGAGGACGUUUGCUGCAGGUUUGGCGAGAUGCACGGAUCAUCAGUUUCUAUGUACACACUUGCAACCACCAAGGAUGGAAACCUGGAGAACCGGGCCCACGUCAUCAACAUCGAUGAAAUCAUGGAGAAGGAGCGAGAACGACAUAACCAGAUGGUAAACAUUGUGACAACUCGCAGUACCUCUCAGUGCCGUCCUCAGCAGUUCUCUCGGGGACUUUACUACGGUAAGACAGCAAACUUCUACAGCAAGCACCAGCACAACUUCUACAACAACCAGGCCUUCAGCUCAACGAACCGUCAGCGACGUACAUCAGAGGAGGAGUCACAGGUGAACGGGAAACGGGUCUCUCCUGAUCAUGUCACUGAAGUGCGGCAGCAGUUCAUGGACCAGGUAAACAAUGCUGCAGGGAAGUCCGCCUCGUCUUCACCAGCAAAACAACCACCCACCAAGUCAACGGAAAGCUGUGUCAAUCAAACUAAGGAAAACCAGAACAGUAAUAAGACUGUGAAAGCAGGUGAGAAUUUGAAUAAGGCAACCAAGGUGCCAUGUGGAGCUACCACAACUGAGGACAAGAAAAAGGUUAGUUGUCAGUCAGCUACCAAGUCAAAAUCCUCGGCAGAAAUUACGUCAUCUUCCACCACUCCAUCAGCAUCAUCUUCUAGCUCAUCAACAUCGACGUCAUCAUCGACGUCUGUGCCAUUAUUGGCGGCGCCAGGUAGCUACAAUCAGGGACAGAAACGUGGUACUGACAACAAGGCAAGGAGUAACGGGGCGUAUCCUGGCAACACAGCCUCAUCAACAGGCUCCACCAAUGCCCACAACAAAGGCAGCUAUCAUGGCAACGGAAAUUACCAGAAAUCGUACCAUAGCAAGGGAGAUAACUACCACUGGAAUAAAGGCAGCACAGGCAGCACCAAUGGGAAUGGCGGGGCAAAGCAUGCUCCAAAGUUCCACUGAUAAAGUAUUUCGUGAAUGUGUAAUAUUAUUGAUCUAUUUAUAGAAUUGGAUUGUAUGAUGUGAUAGAAUUCAUGUUUCUUAUUGUUUCCAGUUAAAUUUUACUUAAAAUAGAUUUCUUUGAUGUUUUAGCAUUUAUGUUAUGAAAAGACUGGCAGAAUUAGAUUCACAUUUGGUCCUUUUUCUAAAUGUAACCUUGGAGUUGUAACCAUUGGCGUAAUAUUACUAUUGCUGUUCUUGCAAUAAUCAGAACAAUUUUCCUUUUUGUCAAAUAUUUGAAUUAGUUCAUAACUUUUGCUUUUGACAUUCUGUGUUAUUUGAAGAAGAUUUUCCCUAAAGUUUUCAUAUAAAGACAUGAAAUGUUUUAAGGAUAUUUUUUCAUCAAUUCUUUUAGUCAGACUCUUUGAAUUAAUUGUUUAUUUGUAAGUUGCUGAUUGUUGUAAUGAAAUGAUAUUCUGUUUUAAAGGAAUGAGUGCCACUUUACAUGUAAUUACUUAUCACAAGUAUGAAAAUGAUGUUUAAUGGUUUGAUCAUAAUGUUAUACAGUAAAACCUUGUUAAUCUGGGCUCUGGUAAUCGGGACACCUGCUGUUUUCAUUGGUAGGAUACUAUUGGUUUGUCCAAAAAUACUCGUGCCGGAACCAGAAGAGUUUUAUAGGUAAAUUCUUUAUAAAAUAUAACUGGAAAUCAUGUCUAGAUGUCAAAUGUACAAAGUGUUGGUUUAAAUUUUCAGACAUGUACACUGCCCAAUGGGGCUAUAACUAUAACAAGUUAUUAUAAUCAAUUUUUUAACAAGCGCCCUAUUAAGGGCAGUUUUUUCAAAAGUAUGAAAUCAAUUAAGUCUAGAAAUACCAAAGUCAGGUUUUGCUCAUCAAAACCUUUGUAAAACUGACCAUUUGCUCAGUUAAGGAGGUUUUUCUGAGAGUCCGUGGCAGUGGGUGCAGUUUGGUGCUGUGUAAGUAUUGGGGAAUAACGUUUAGUGAGUUAUGUAGGAAGGUAACCAGCUUAUUUUUCAAUAUUGUAGAAUUAUCGCAUUUGUUUUUAAUUAAGUAUGAGGUACAAAUUUGUUUUUGGCAGCAUAUUUUUCCUGAUCACAAGAUUUUGAAUCAAAGUAAUUUCAUCGACAUUUGGUACAUAUCAUUCCCAUAUAUAAUAUGCCAGUAAUGGUUUAUGUGUUAGCUGAGGUCAAAGGUUGCUCAGUAAUAGCACACUACAAGUGUUCAUCUUCGUCUCACAAUCUCUGUUUGUGAUUAUUGUGUGUGCUACCAAGUAGAUUAAUUCUGACACCCUGUACAUGUGUGUAGACGUUUAUUGCUGAUUUACCAGUUUAGUGAGAAAAUGUACUCGAAAUCUCAAAGUUCAAUAGAGUCAUCAUAAAAUGGUACAAAUUUGGCAAUUUAUCAUUUAUAUUAGAUUAUUAAAAAAAAAAUAUGUUAAGCUUUUAUUUAAAGUUUGUGACUCGUAUAUUUUAUUUCUCUGUUUUCAUUUGAAAAAGCAAUUGUGUGAUGAUGUUUUUUUGACAAAAUUUGUAUAAUGAUUUUAUGUUAACGAUGCAGGAAACUUGAAGAAUAUAUCUGACACACUUGGUUGAACUUAGAGAAUAUAUCUGACACACUUGAUUGAACUUUGAGAAUAUAUCUGACACACUUGGUUGAACUUUUUAGACAACCUGUUUCUCAUGAUUUUUGAUUUUCCAUAAGAUAAAGAUCUGUGUUGUCUGAGGUUUCCCGGUUUAGAGCACUGGAGGUAAAGAUCUGUGUUGUCUGAGGUUUCCCGGUUUAGAGCACUGGAGAUAAAGAUCUGUGUUGUCUGAGGUUUCCCGGUUUAGAGCACUGGAGAUAAAGAUCUGUGUUGUCUGAGGUUUCCCGGUUUAGAGCACUGGAGAUAAAGAUCUGUGUUGUCUGAGGUUUCCCGGUUUAGAGCACUGGAGGUAAAGAUCUGUGUUGUCUGAGGUUUCCCGGUUUAGAGCACUGGAGGUAAAGAUCUGUGUUGUCUGAGGUUUCCCGGUUUAGUAGUGAUAGAGUAUAUAUAUACAUUAUUGUAUCUAUUUAGUUGGUACAGUCCUACAACACAGGGAGGCUACCAGUGUAAGACCAAUAUAUUAACAACUGCAUUUUAUAGGAUCAUUUCCAAAAACAACAACAAAAAAACAGUGUAAACAACAUAUUUUUUUAGUGUGCUGGUCUAUUUUUUUAUGUGAAUCCCAUUAACGCCUUUCAUAUAAAAUAAAAGGCUUGCAGUAAUUUGCAGUUCUUUGCUCGCUUAAAUAAUACUUGAAGUGUAAAACAAAUUAAAUAUGAUAACAGACUUUUAUCUGAAAAUUGCAUUUCCACUUAGAUUUGAAGACCAACAGAAUUGACCGUACCAAUGAUACAGUGGUUGAUCAUUUAUAACUUAAUCAUGGCUGAGAAGUAAACUAAUUGUAUCCACCAAAUACAGGCUGGAUGGAGUUGGGGCUCUAGAAAUAUUGUACAUUUCUAAACCGACGAUAAUACAUGCUUCAGUGUUAAUAAUGUAAUGGGUCAAUCUGGCCACCUCUGUUUGACCACUGGAUGUUGUGUUCAUUAACAUGGGACACUCCUCUUGGUAUACUAAUGGGGGGGGGGACAAACCGUUGUAUGUCCUUUGAACUUUAACCUUUGACCUAACAACUUGAUUUAAUCUUUGGCCAUAUAACUUUAAAUUUGAUGUGCAUGUUUCUUUUUUUAAUAAAUUUGAUCACUAAUAAUGAAAUGAUAUUGCAUUUUAAAACCAUAAUGUGAACUUGACAAGUUGUUAGUUUGUGAUAAGCCAUGGCAGUUUUUGAUACCUUUGCAUUGUCUAACCUCAUAUUCUCAAUUUUAGUGUUAACCAGUAGAAACAGUUAGAGUGACCACCUGUCAAGUAUAGACCACACCCACACAACUUCUCAUAAUACAUGUAAAAAAUAAAGAUCAAAGUGAUAUUUUCUUUUACUGAAAAAAAUUGAUUGUGAUAUUCAAGGAAUUAUUUUACCUCAGUGAUUCAGGGUUUUGAACCAACAGUAAUGUGUUGAUAUUUUAUAAUUUGAGGUUUGCUGUAAAGGGCUGUUGAUGUAUGUUAUUGAACCAGUAGUGAUGUGUUGAUAUUUCAUAACUUGAGGUUUGGUAUAAAGGGCUGUAGAUGUAUGUUAUUGAACCAGUAGAUUGAAUGUGAUAUAUUUGUGUUAUUUUGAUUUAUUGUAUUGAGUUGUAUCGAUCUAGCAUUACUAUUGUGAUAGAUGCAUGGUUUUUGUGAAUUGUAAUUUAUAUAUGUAAUUUGUUUGAUUACCAUUUUAUAAGCAAUUCUAAUUAGAUUCUGUUAAUUCAAUGUUAUGUUUCCUAGGUAUAAAAUAGUGAUGGACUUGGAAGUGUUCAGAUUGGAGGACUGAUAAUGUGCUACUGUAUUUGCAUUUUUCAUAAUGUUAAAGAAACAAUAAUUUGUAGUUCAUGAUAUAUAUUUGUUUCAUAUCCUGAAAAAUGAUUAAAUUCCAAUGUGAUUCGUUGAUGAAAACAUAUUAUUGUUAGUCACAUGAAGGAGAUCUGAACAAAACGUUGCUGGAAAGGUUGUGUACUGACAAGUUUAGAAAAUUGGAGGGUGGUUUAAAAUAGUCCAGAUUCCUAGUUAUAAGGUAAUGGUGUAGACACAAUUGAUCACUUUAUCUUUUGUUCGACAGUGCUACUAUUGCCAGUAUAUUGCUGUGUUCAGAUUUGUCAAUGUUGUGAUUGUUAUGCAUGCAUUUAAAACAUCUAAGAGGCCCAACUUAGGUGGCCAGCCAUUUAUAUCUCGACUGCCAUCAUUAUUAUCACUCAAAGUGCUAUCCAUUUAUCCUAUUAUAUAUUUGAGAAAUUUAAUCUUAUCAAAAUAUUUGCAUUCCCUACCCCAUCUGAAGAUAUAAAUAUACCAUUGUACAGAAAGUAUGUCCACUAAGUGGACAUGUUCUAAAAAAGAUUAUACAUGUAUGUACAUUCAUCAAAGGAAGGUAAUGGGGUAAAUUAGAUAUAUAUGAUGCCCUACACUAGUGUUGUGUAGAUGGUCAAUGUCUAUGAUACUGAGAAAGUUUCUAGCCACUCGAUGUGAGAGAUACAUAGGAAAGACACCAUUCCCAGUUGUUAAUGUCAGCAGGUUUUGCCAUUUUAUCACCAAAUAGCAUAGUAAUGUGCAAAAUAUGAAUCAUUUUCAUUUUUGGAUGGCAUUUUGAAUGAAGGCUAACAAUGCCAAAGAUCCUCUAGGUUAAGUUAUACAUAUUUGGAAAUUUACAUUAAUUUAUUUUUAUUGCAAAUUUUGUUAAUUUUCUAUUUAGUUGUUUGGAACGAAAUGGAGCAUCUGUUUUUAGCAAGAACAGAUGGUAAAUCUUGGUUUCAAAUUUGUGUUUUUUGUUUGUGUGUGCAAUGCAGAAGAUAAGUUUUAUGUAGAUUAAUUAGUGAUGUCUAUAGUACAAUAAUAUAAUUAAUUGAAUUGCUGGGUUCUGUUGGAAUGUGUUUUUCUGAAAGUCAAUGAGGAUGUGUAUCAUUGACUAUUCGGGUGAUAAUUAUUAGAAAAAAUGUUUUUUUGACUAUUUUAUUGUGUAUCCACCACCUUUCGGUAUUUUAAGAAUGCGUAAUCCUUUUAACUAAUGGAGAAAUAUAUGGCUCUGUGAAGAAAUUUGACAUCUGUAUUAACAUGGGUCCUGUCCAGCAAUCAGACAACUACUGUCAGUAAUCCAUGAUUUGACCAAAAGUAAAAUAAACCCAGAAAAAUAAAUUAAUAUCAAGGUCACUUUAAUAUGCAUUUUGAAAAUAACAUGAUUACUAGGGUCUGCAGGGUAUUUAUAUAUCCCUUGUUUAAAGGGUUUUUGUAAUGUUGAUCACAUCUACUAGUUUCUCCAUUAAAAUUGUUCUCGAUUGUAGCAUUGUGCUGAAGUCUGCUGACAAAUAGCAUUGAGAAUCGAUGUCAACUAUUGUAUCUAUAAAUAGGAGUGAGGCAUUACACAGCGACAUAAGGAAAUACAGAAGCAUGGUAACAGGCUGACAACAGUUAAGGACCUAGGGGAAACGCUUGAAAUGAUGCUUGCUAUUAUCAUAUGUUGUGAAUUUGUAUUGGAUGAUUUGUACUUAGUUGGGAAUUUUCAAGAUAUUUGUAUGUACAAGGCAACUACUUCAGAUCUGCAGGAAAUUAUAUUCCUUUAACAAAAUUUUGAAUUGUAUAUAUAUUUUAUGCAAUUAUUUGUUUAUAUUUAAAUGGAAUAACUAAAUUAAUUAUUGUAUUAUUAAUGUUUGUGUAAACAACUGUUUGGCAGUGCUAGAUAGACCGGUUAUUUUUGGAUCCCCGUACCACUGUCAAAAACUGUAUCUACACAUAGGAAACUGUCUAGCAUAUGACUACAGCUGGGAUAAAGCAUUUCUGAAAAGGAAAUAAUAAUAUUCAUGAAAUAAGCAAAAUGUCAUUAACAAUAGAGUUCUGAGUGUAGAAAGUUAAGUGGGACUGGACCAGGAUCAACAAUAGAGUUCUGAGUGUAGAAAGUUAAGUGGGACUGGACCAGGAUUAACAAUAGAGUUCUGAGUGAUGAAAGUUAAGUGGGACUGGACCAGGAUUAACAAUAGAGUUCUGAGUGUAGAAAGUUAAGUGGGACUGGACUAGGAUUAACAAUAGAGUUCUGAGAGUAGAAAGUUAAGUGGGACUGGACCAGGAUCAACAAUAGAGUUCUGAGUGUAGAAAGUUAAGUGGAACUGGACCAGGAUCAACAAUAGAGUUCUGAGUGUAGAAAGUUAAGUGGGACUGGACUAGGAUUAACAAUAGAGUUCUGAGAGUAGAAAGUUAAGUGGGACUGGACCAGGAUCAACAAUCGAGUUCUGAGUGUAGAAAGUUAAGUGGGACUAGACCAGGAUCAACAAUAGAGUUCUGAGUGUAGAAAGUUAAGUGGAACUGGACAAGGAUCAACAAUAGAGUUCUGAGUGUAGAAAGUUAAGUGGAACUGGACCAGGAUCAACAAUAGAGUUCUGAGUGUAGAAAGUUAAGUGAGACUAGACCAGGAUUAACAAUAGAGUUCUGAGUGUAGAAAGUUAAGUGGGACUGGACCAGGAUUAACUGUGAGUUACUUCAGGUUGUUACUAUUGCUCUAACCUACUGAGAUACCCAGUCAACGAAAGUGUCCUGGCUCAAAUGUUUACAUGCCUAAAUGAAAUUAAGGGGAGGUUACUGUAGUUACCACAGUGCAUUGGGACAGGGAUUCUUAAGGGGAGGUUACUGUAG